AUGCACCUGGCCAGCCUCAGUGUCUACAUUGAUGAGUGCCUCACUUUCUCCUAUCCUCCCAACUUCUCCACAUGCCUGAGGAACAAUCUGGCUGAAUGGGUGCUGAAGUACGAGGCCCUGUACUUCAAGGGUCAGCCAGCUUGCAUAGGAUUGUGCCUGGUGACAAUCCACUCACUCUUGCACAUUGCAGAUUGCAUUGAGUGGGUGGGGCCAAUCUGGUCAACUUGGGCAUUCCCAAUAGAGCGUUUCUGUGGGCUCCUUUAG
Messenger RNA from Dacryopinax primogenitus, 264 nucleotides. RefSeq lists its product as uncharacterized. NCBI's taxonomy places the organism in Eukaryota, Fungi, Basidiomycota, Dacrymycetes, Dacrymycetales, Dacrymycetaceae. The record is from RefSeq and is a predicted model, not a curated record. The transcript has a single exon. Bases 1 to 264 code for a protein of 87 amino acids.